AUGACAAAGUCAUAUAUGCCAUUAUUGCGGCCACCUAGACAAUUUAAAAGGGUUUAUUUUAUUUUGAUUCCCUUGAUUUUUGCCGUAAUAGUACUACAUGUUUUCUUUAAUGGGUUUAGUAAAAUAUCUGAUUAUCUGCCAACUUUUAUCACUAAUAGAAUUUUGAAGCAAAAACAACAACAUAAACAAACAGGAGAAAAGUCAUCCAAUGUUAUCUCCUCAUAUUACCCAUCAUUAGCCAUUUAUCCCAAAAAUUUCGAUAAUAGAGUAGAAUAUGUCAAUGAACCAGAAAAUUCUAAAUGGAUACAAUAUUUUGGUGAUUCAAAGACUGUAUUGUCAAAUUAUAUCACUAAUCAAACUUAUACCAAUCAUACUUUUGGAUUAUAUUCUUCAUCUACUACUAAAGUUGCUGGUCUGUGUAAAGAUAUUUUAUAUGAACGGUCAUUUGAAAUCACCAAAUAUCGUACCUUACAUGACGAUUUAUAUAUAUUGACAACAACAUUAUUAAACCAAUUAGAAAAUGAUCCAGCAUUCCAAGAUUUAUCACCAUUUUUCAAAGAUAGAUUACCACAUAUUAUCAUGAGAGGUGAAUUACAUAAACAUAUUUAUAAAUUCGCUGGUACUUCAGUAUGGUUAGAACAACAUGGAGUUCAUUUGAUGCUUAGUCGAGUGAUUUACUCUCAAAAAGGUAGAAAAAAUGAUCCUCAACUUUCAUUAUUAUAUGCUCAAGUUUAUGAUGAAAAUUGGAAUGAAUUAAAUGAUAUUGAAUUGAUUGUCCCUGUGAUUAAUCAUAAAGGUGAACGAGUUUAUGAUGCUGUUAGAUAUCCUCAAUUUGUGGCUAUUCCAUUUUAUCAUAAUUCUGAAUAUACUAAAAGUAGAUGGUAUGGACCAGAAGAUAUUAGAUUGAUAUUAACGAAGAAUAAAUUUGGUGACGAUGAACCAGUGAUAAUUUUCAAUUCAUAUCAUCGUCAAAUUAAAGAUAUGAGUACUGAAGAUGAUACUAAUGUUCAUACUAAAUUUGAAUUUUAUCGUUCCAUGUUUGUUGGUUGGUUGUUUCAAUAUCAAUUAGGGAAAUUAAAUACUGAUGGGAUUCAAGAUUCAAAAUUUAAUAAUGUAACUUUUAAUAAAGUUAAAGAAUUAAGAAUUGAAGGUAAAGAAAGAACUUUAGUUGAGAAAAAUUGGACUCCGUUUAUAGAUACUGAUGAAAGAAAUCAAGUAUCUUAUUAUGGGACUCAAAAUCUUGGUGAUAAUUAUGUAUAUAUUGUUUAUCAAUGGAAUCAUUUGAAAAUUUUGAAAUGUGAAUUGGAUAAUUUUAUUGAUAGUUCACAUUCUACAUGUACUAUGAUUUUCAAAGAUGUUGAAACUACUCAAGAAGUUGGUCCUGUACGUGGUGGAACAGAAUUAUGGCCAAUAAAGAUUGACAACAACAAUAAUGAUAAAAUAGAUGAAUUGCCAUCAAAUAAACAUGAACCUAAACAAAGACAAUUAUGGAUUGGAUUUUUACGUGCUCAUGUCAAAGAUUGUGGUUGUGGUGGAUCAAUGUAUAGACCCAAUUUCUUAAUUUUGGAGAAAAUGAAUUCGAAAUUUAAAUUAACCUAUUUGUCAGGAUCGAUUAAUUUUAAUGUCACGGUCUAUGGAUGGUUGGAUUAUGAUGUUGUUUGUGCUGGUCAUGAAGCCAAUGCCUUGAUUCCAAAUGGUAUUUCAAUGUUUGAUCAAGAUGAAGAUUAUUUAACUUUGACUAUGAGUGUUGCUGAUCAAGAUAAUACUUUGGUUCAUAUUCAUGGUGUGAAAAAUGUAAUUAAUCUGUUGGAUCAUGAUUGGGAUGGUAUUUUGAAAGAGAAUAAACAGAUUGAAUGUGUGGUUAAAAAUGCUACUGAUUAUUGUAAAGCUUAUGGUGAGGAACAUUAUAAAUUAGGUGACUCUGAAGCAGCCAUAAAAGAAGUGAAGAAAAAGGCCAAAGAAGAGGCUGCUAGGAAAAAAGCUGAAAAAGAGAAAGCUCGGAAAGAAAAGGAAGAGAAAGAAAAGGAGGAGAAAGAAAAAGCUGAACAAGAGAAGGCCAAUAAGGAAAAGGAAGAGAAAGAAAAGGCUGAUAAGGAAAUGGCUGACAAAGAGCUAGCUGAACAAGAAGAAGAAGAAGAAGGAAACAAGGACGAAGGUGAUAAAGAAAAAAAUGAUGAAUCUGAAGAAAUAAACGAUGAUGAAGAUCUAGAGAAUCCCGAUGAAGCUGAAGCUGAAGAUGCUGAAGAUGCUGAAGAAGCUGAAGAAGAAGAAGAAGAAGAAGAAGAAGAAGAAGAAGGUAUUGAUGUGUAA
Candida dubliniensis CD36 is the source of this 2310-nucleotide messenger RNA. It is a transcript of the gene BMT4, whose product is annotated as Bmt4p. Bases 1 to 2310 code for a protein of 769 amino acids. Gene Ontology annotation, molecular function: mannosyltransferase activity. NCBI's taxonomy places the organism in Eukaryota, Fungi, Ascomycota, Pichiomycetes, Serinales, Debaryomycetaceae. The record is from RefSeq and is a predicted model, not a curated record. The transcript has a single exon.